Betta splendens (Siamese fighting fish) is the source of this 1436-nucleotide messenger RNA. RefSeq lists its product as uncharacterized. The record is from RefSeq and is a predicted model, not a curated record. Lineage: Eukaryota; Metazoa; Chordata; Actinopteri; Anabantiformes; Osphronemidae. The transcript is spliced from 5 exons. The coding region runs from base 1 to 960 and encodes 319 amino acids.
AUGCGCUUCCUCAAAGGGGAUGCUGCAAAUAGAACACAGGAAUGGCAGAGACGGAGAGACAAUUUCAGAACAAAUGCUUUUAAACUUAUAAAAGAAAUACUUGAGCUGACUACACUUCCAGUCCCUCAGGAGUUAGUGAAUGAACUUCGGGAGUUGGUGAAAGAGGCUCUUCACAGCAUCUUCUUUAUGGCAAAGAUUAUGAACCUUUCCCUGAAUGAAAUCUUUGCUAAAAAAGAGGUCUUGUUGGAAGAGUUAAGGCAGACGUAUGAACAACCUUUCAAGCACUAUUCUACUCAAGUACCACAGCGACAUCCAAUGUCAUGUGUAUUAGAUAUGAUCGUCAGAGUGAGUGGAGAAAGGAAUGAAAACAUCAUAAAACAAAGACUACAACAGAUCAACAGUCGACUUACAAGAGACCGUAAUGAGAAGUUUCUGAUCUCCACCACCAUGUGUGUUUCUCAGAACACUGAGAUCCCAGAUUCAGUGAGGUACUACGGUGUGUCCAUGUCUACAUCUGGUGGUCGUUUACGAGACAUCAUGAUAGCUGCCUCCUGUUGUGUCUACUGGGACAGUCAUGUAGCUAAUGCAGUGAUGACCUACUAUCCAAACAAGAAGAAAAUGCAUGACUUUGAUGGAACCUUCAUACUUCCAAAGAAAGUUCGAUGUCAGGCAUUUUCAAUCACUGACCCACUAGGAGAAAAGCCUCCAUGUAAGUCGUGUAAAAAUUUGUUUGGCUUUCGCACAACUGAAUUUGCCUAUGGCAACUGUGCUGAAGUUGAGAGUGUGAGCAACUUGUUUAAAAAUGAAAGAGAAAUUAAAGAGCAGUCACAACUGCUGAGACCUAACACGAACACAGCUGAGAACAGGCAGAAGGUUAGAAAGUCCACUUUGGAGAAACUCAAAAGUAUCGUAGGAUUUACGUGGACAUAUAUGUUCUACCCAGACCUAAGGUAUACAUAACACUUUGUUAUAUGUGACUUGUUGAAUUUUUUGAUAUCUUAUAGGAUAAAUCUUGUGACAAUCAUGUCUGUUGUUAGUGACAUUGGAUGUACAAAGUGAAUCUUUAAAGAAAAAAAACAAUGAGAAAAUUGAAAAUAAAAUUAGUGACAUGAGUGACUAUUCACACUUCAAGGGUUUCUGAGAAUCUUUGUGAGACAAAUCUAAUAGUGUGGCGUUUUCAUGAGUUGGAGUAUUUCUCUAAUAUUGUGAUGUUAACUGUGUUUUGAAUGUUGUUUUUUUUUGUUGAAUGUAAAAGAUUGUUUAUCACUAAUGUACUGUACAACAGAGCAUUUUAUGACAACUAGUUUGCCCACUACUACAAAUCUAAGGGUCUGCGUGACUUGUUUGGCAACUCACAGAAAAUGGAAGGAAGCAGAAAAAAAACACUCCAAAAAAAAAAACACUCUGCAAAAGGAAACACCCAAGGAAAACAUGAC